This is a messenger RNA of Lachancea fermentati, 648 nucleotides long. Lineage: Eukaryota; Fungi; Ascomycota; Saccharomycetes; Saccharomycetales; Saccharomycetaceae. The record is from the annotation of a GenBank genome assembly.
AUGUCAAGAGCAAAAAGACUUAUGAAAGAGCUUCAGGCUGUCAAAGAUGAUCCAGAGGCUAAUGUUAAUUUGGAAUUCGUCAGUGAAACCGAUAUUCAUCACCUUAAGGGAUCUUUUUUGGGUCCUCCAGGUACACCUUACGAAGGCGGUAAAUUCAUUGUAGACAUUGAAGUACCUAUGGAAUACCCCUUUAAACCUCCGAAAAUGAAGUUUGACACUAAAGUCUAUCAUCCUAAUAUCUCAUCGGUCACUGGUGCCAUUUGCCUCGAUAUUUUGAAGAAUGCAUGGUCGCCUGUGAUCACAUUGAAAUCUGCCCUGAUUUCCCUUCAAGCUCUUUUGCAAUCUCCCGAGCCAAAUGAUCCACAAGAUGCAGAGGUAGCGCAGCACUAUAUUAGGGAUAAAGCAUCCUUCGAUAAAACAGCUGCCUUAUGGACACGCACCUAUGCUCCAAUAGAUAUUUUGGAACCUAAGAACAAUGUCGACGAGGCUGAUCUCUACGGUAUUGACAAAGCCUUGAUAGAACAGUUUUUGUCGCAAGGUUUCGAAGAAGCAAAAACAGUCGAAGUUUUAAGAAGGUUGGGUAUCAAGUCUAUGGAUCCUUCUGACAAUGAAACUGCAAAUAGAAUAUUAGAAGAGCUUUUGAAAUAA